This is a messenger RNA of Rotaria sp. Silwood1, 438 nucleotides long. NCBI's taxonomy places the organism in Eukaryota, Metazoa, Rotifera, Eurotatoria, Philodinida, Philodinidae. The record is from the annotation of a GenBank genome assembly.
AUGCCUACGCAUAUUGUCAAUACUUUAAAGACAACGUGCCCAAUUACUUGUUGUCCUCUGUCAAGACAAACACGAGAAAAUACAACUUGUUGUAAUCCACCAACACAACAAACAACAACAAUUACAAUAUUUGGAUACCACUGGUGGACUAUUUUUCUUUGUGCUUUCUGUCUUAUUGUUGCACUUACUUUAUUAGCUAAUAUUAAUAAGCAUUUGCAUAUUUUAAAACGUUGGAAAAGCUUCAACUCAGUUGUUAGCCCUUCCGUGGCAUAUACAAUCUCUGCAAAUGAUUCUAGCAAUAAUUCGGUACAGAAGUUUUCUGCUACAGAUGAUACAAUUAUUUUAGAACAACAUCCACCAUGUUAUAAAGAUGUUGUCCCAGCAACACAACCACCUUAUGCAUCAGUAAAUCCACCGACAAAAACAGACUUGGAAUAA